Messenger RNA from Onychostoma macrolepis, 875 nucleotides. RefSeq names its product dehydrogenase/reductase SDR family member 13-like. NCBI's taxonomy places the organism in Eukaryota, Metazoa, Chordata, Actinopteri, Cypriniformes, Cyprinidae. Bases 56 to 739 code for a protein of 227 amino acids. The record is from RefSeq and is a predicted model, not a curated record. The transcript is spliced from 3 exons.
UCAAUGAACUGAUGUGACUGGCACACAGGAAUCAGGAAACAAAGAAGUCUUGUAUAUGCACUUGGAUCUGGCCAGUCUGAAAUCUGUGAGGUCUUUCGCUGAAAACUUUCUCAAGAAAGAAUCCAGAUUGGACAUUCUUAUCAACAAUGCAGGACUUGUAAUUGAUGGCAAGACUGAGGAUGGCUUUGGAAGGAUCUUUGGCGUCAAUCACCUCGGUCACUUUCUGUUAACCAUCCUGCUGCUGGAAAGGUUAAAAGAGUGCGGGCCCAGCAGAGUUGUGACAGUCUCUUCAAUGGCCCAUUGGUGGGGGAAAAUUGAUUUUGACUGCAUCAACACUCAUAAAGAUUUGGGUUUAGGAAACUCUGUAGUGGCCUUAUUAAGGUUGUACAGUCACAGCAAACUAUGCAAUGUCCUCUUUACACAUGAACUGGCCAAGAAACUCAAAGGCACAAACGUCACCUGCUACAGUCUUCAUCCAGGGGCCAUCAAAACAGACAUCGGUCGCCACAUAAAUAUAUGGUGGCGGAUUUUCAUGGCACCAAUUUUGCUGCUUUUCUUUUCGGACGUGGAAUGCGGAGCUCAGACGUCUCUUUACUGUGCACUUGAAGAGGGUAUUGAACCCUUAAGUGGACACUACUUCUCUAGCUGCGCAGUGCAGAACCUUACCACUAAAGCCAGAGAUGAUGCAGUAGCCAAAAAGCUUUGGGAAGUCAGCGAGAGGCUUGUUGGUUUAGCCUGAGAUCAUCAGUUUCAUUACACCUGUAUGGAUUUGCACUUGCACAGUCUGUUUAGUGGCAUCUGUGGACAACUGUGUUGGAGAAAUCUGUGUUUCUGCAUAUUAUAAACAGGCUGUUUCAAACGUUGCAGUUCAUAAC